Messenger RNA from Volvox carteri f. nagariensis, 3688 nucleotides. RefSeq lists its product as uncharacterized. Gene Ontology annotation, molecular function: starch binding; ATP-dependent chromatin remodeler activity; ATP binding. The annotation marks the transcript as partial. The record is from RefSeq and is a predicted model, not a curated record. The transcript has 19 exons. NCBI's taxonomy places the organism in Eukaryota, Viridiplantae, Chlorophyta, Chlorophyceae, Chlamydomonadales, Volvocaceae.
AUGUUUGCUCUAGACAGGUUCGGUUUCGAUACUCGCUGUGACGCCUUUGAUGUGCGGCAGGUUCCUGUCGAGAUAGAUGUCGAGGCGCUCCAGAAGCGUCUUGAGGCGCGUGCGAAAGCCAUGAUUCAGCUGGAGGAGCAGGAGGUUGCUAGCCGCACAAAGGUUAAAUUUGUGCUCAAGCAGAAAAUUGGGCUUGGUGAGUGUUGGAAGGUUGUUGGCAGAUGCCCAGAGCUGGGCAACAUGUUGCCAGAGGUUGCACCUUACAUGCAAUGGAACAACGGUGACGUAUGGACCUACGAAGCAAAAAUUCGCCCCGGUACCUUUCAAUUUAAGGCAGUCCUUCGCAAGCCAGACGGGCAAUACCUUUGGGAAGAUGGCAAGGAACGCAUCAUUGAGGUGCCGUUCGGGGAGCCGGCAGACUUGGAGAUUCAGAUCACUGACGUCAAGUUCAAAAGGCGAACUUUUAACGAAAGUACAAGCAUAAACAUGCUGAAGGAAGUUCAGCCAAAUAGCUACCUGUCGCGCUGUACCACUGUCAACAGCGACAAGGUUUCGGCACCGAAAAGCGGUCCAGAAAACUCGCUCCUUGCAGCAGCAAGUUCGAUGCGACUGCCAAACAGCGAAGAUGAGCUAGAAGAUUAUAGCAGCAGCAGCAGCAGCAGCAGCAGCUCUCUUUCAGAGGAUGGGCCGUCUGUUCCGCGCUCCAUACCUCGCCGGCGCCUCGUCCGCCUUGACAAAAGCAGAAGCGCUGCUAAUGAGCAACCUGUAGACGACCUACUCAAAGGGAUUGCAUCUUUGGAUUUGAGACCCGCUGCUACACAACGAGCCGGUCGCCCAAGCGCUGCGCCAAAUGGUUCCGCUGUUCAUGCUAUGCCGGGUUCCUCUCCAAGUAACGUGGCCCCACCUCAAGCCCCAUCCGAGGCAUCGGGAGACAGCGACACCUCUGAAAGUGACAGCGAUAAAGAUGUCGCCCCUUUCUAUGAGCGUCUGGUUCCAUCCUUGGGGGCCAAGGCAACCGCGGCCAAGGCCACCUCUUCAGCACCUCCUAAGCCUGAGCCAGGUUCUCUGGUGCUCGGUGAGGACCAGCAGUAUGUGCUUGGAGCUCACGUGGCGCAGAAGCUUUACCCACACCAGGUUCAGGGGGUGAAAUGGUUGUGGAACCUGUUCUCCAUGCAGCGCGGUGGUAUACUCGGCGAUGACAUGGGGCUCGGGAAAACCAUGCAGAUUUCGGCAUUCCUUGCUGGCCUUUUUGGGAGCCAGCUGGUACGUCGUGCCAUCAUCAUCGCGCCCAAGACCCUCCUUCCGCACUGGAUAAAGGAGCUCACCGUGUGCGGGCUUCGCAACCUUACCCAUGAGUUCUUUGGGAACUCCGAGUCGGAAAGGUCCGCGGCACUUCGCGGCGUAGUCAGCGGCCGGGGUGUAAUUGUGACGACGUACGGUAUGGUGCAACACAACUCCGAGCAGCUGGCGCGCCCAGCGCACAGCAGCAGGGACCACGCUUUUACGUGGGACGUCAUGCUCCUGGACGAGGGGCACAAGAUCAAGAACCCCAAGAUGAAGCUGGUGGAGCACUUGAACAAGCUGCCGGCGCGAGUGCGUGUUAUCAUCAGCGGGACUCCUAUUCAGAACAACCUGAUGGAGAUGCACAGCCUUUUCGACUUCACCACCACGGGCCUCCUCGGGGACGCGAAGACGUUCAAGAAGAACUACGAACGGCCAAUCACCAAGGGCCUGGACAAGGAGGCAACCGCCAGGGAGCGACAGACUGGCGCGGCCAUCGCUGCAGAGCUGCGACAGCGCGUGGAGCCGUAUUUCCUGAGGCGGGAGAAGAAAGAUGUCCUGAGAAACGAUAGCAGCAGCAGCAGCAACGACGUUGGCGGCCGCGGUGACGCCACAUCGGAGAGCGGUCCAAGCUCGUCAUCUGGGUCGGCGGCAGGGGUUGCCCCACAAGUUGGCCAGCGCGCUCGGGGCUUGCCGCGGAAGAACGACAUGCGCAAAAUCUAUACGGCGUUUUUGCACACGGACAGUGUCCGGCAGGUUCUCAACGAGAAGGCUUCACCGCUUGCCGCAAUCACUGUCCUGAAGAAGAUCUGCGAUCAUCCAGCUUUGCUCUCUCAGCGAGCGGCCAACAACGUGAUAAAGGGAGCGCACCGGUGGGCCAAGCAUGGAGGUUCUCAGAGGCGGGAAAUGGAUGACUUCAUUGUCUAUUCGGAUGAGGAUAUCGUCGACAGCAGCGACAGCGAUGAUGCUGAGGGGGGCAAGCACGGCGACGGGGAGCCGCCCGCCGGGUGGUUGGAAGACGGAGCUGGUCUUGAUACUGAGCUUGCUCGCGAGCUGGAGCAGCGGGGUGCGGAGGCUUCCUGCAAAUCUGCGUUUGUGCUUGCUCUUUUGGGGAGGCUACAUGCUGAGGGCCAUCGCACACUCAUCUUCAGUCAGUCCAAGGUCAUGCUGAGCAUCCUUGAGGCUGGCGUGAAGGCCAUGAAACUGUCCUACUGCCGCAUUGACGGGGACGUGGCCAGCGCGGAGGAGCGGCAGGCGCACGUGCAGCGCUUCCAGAAUAGCAACAUCCCAGUCUUCCUGUUAACUUCCCAGGUGGGCGGCUUGGGCCUCACAUUGACAGCUGCGGACAGGGUUAUCAUCGUGGACCCUGCGUGGAAUCCUUCCGUUGACGACCAGAGCGUGGACCGCGCCUAUCGCAUGGGCCAAACCCGCGACGUGGUAGUGUACCGUCUCAUCACGUGCGGUACGGUGGAGGAAAAAAUUUACCGUCGCCAGGUUUUUAAGGGCGGGCUCUCUAAGACAGGGACCGAAGAGGGCAUCCAGUUCAGAUACUUCACUCAGACGGAGCUGCGUGACCUCUUCUCGGUGACAACGGAGGGGCUACAGCAGAGCGUCACGCAAUCGCAACUGCACGAGAUGCAUGGGCAUCAGCGAGAUGCGUCUGAAGAUGUACGGCGACACCUGGAGCAAGUCCGGCGCAUGGACAGUGUCGCCGGCAUUCACGAUCACAAUCUGCUUUUUACUCGGCGCCCAGACGAACACGUUCCUUCUGCCCAAGAGGGCCGGGCGAUUUUGAAUCAGAUGACGGGCUCUGGCCCAGUGGGCUUGGAUGCACUGACGGCCAAGCUUGGGAGCGGCUUAAAGCUGGACAGUCGCGUCGAGGAUACCAAGCGCCAAGCUCAGAUAAACGAGCUGCGGAACGAGGUCGUGAAGUCAAAAAACGCAAUCGCCAAUUACGAAUCGUUCAUCUCUUCUGGCAAGGCCGGCGCAAUGCCAGACCGCGGCGCCAAAGUGCGGGCCGUCCUGCAAGAGGUGCGGACGAAGCUAGAGGCGCAGCUCGCACAGCUGGCUGCGCUGGAGGGUCGCAACGUGGAUGCUGCUACUCCCGAUGCUGGCACGGGUCCGGACACUGGGGGAACCCGGACGCUCCCAGCCGCCGUUUUGGUCACUGCUGCUCAGGGUGCGGCGUCAGGUCCGCAUCUCAGCCAGCCCCAGUCUGAGCGACCGCCGGGGCCCACGCUUGGGGGGCGAAGGUUUGGGGCUGGGCUAAGGUCUCGGUCGCUAGGCAAUGGGGACAGCACGAAGAGUGAGAGCGCUCUUCAGGCUACAGGACAGGACCAACCACAUAAGCAGCAGUCGGCUGGGAUGCCCUGCUCGUCCCGGGACCCCGUUAACGGCGCUGUGAAAG